UCUCCACCCCUUCGCCUUGCACCGCUUCUCACCGGACGGUUAAAACUUAAACGUUGAUGGUGGACUACUGAAGGUACUACGCCGGAGUCAGUACAGGCGUGCUUUGGACAUCUACAGAUGCGGCGGACGUUAGCAUCGUCGUCUUCAACAAUCUUUACCCGUCAUCACUUUCGUCAAUUAUAAUUUCCCUUGUCGACGGAUGCGUGGUGCGCUAUACUUCUACUACUUAUGCCCACCACAUUGAUGGUGGAGAGGAUCACGCAACUUCCCAUAGCUCUAAAAUGAAGAAACCAGAGAGCAAUAAAAGUUACUACAACAGAGAUGCCACACCUGAAAAUGAUCUUUGGACGGAUGGGCUUAUUUGUGCCUUCGAAUUUGUUGGAGGCCCUAGGAAAUUAAUCAACCCAAAGUCUGCUUCAAAGGUCCUGGGCAGACAAAUAGAUGGCGAGUAUGCGAAGACAAAAUUACAAACAAAUGGGAUAUAUGAGACUUCUUCCCCUGGACCGGACAAGGACAGAGUAUUGGAGUCCUCUUCCCAUAGUGAGUUAAGGGACAGUCAGGUCGCUCCUUCUGAAGUUGGCAGUGAUGGCCAGGUCCCGCAAUCAGGCCAGUUUCAUAUCACUGAAAGAUUUGAGGGUAGUCACUGGGUGCCAAUUGGUUGGGCUAGAAUCUCAGAACUUGUCCAAACAGUGCAAAGCAACGCUGGCUGGGCCCCACAACAAUUGGAACUAGUGGAUGGAGAAGAUGAUGUUACUGUUGCAGAUUUGGCUGCUCCUUACUGGGAACGCCCAGCAGGGCCUAUAUGGUGGUGCCAUCUGUCUGCAGGUCAUCCCUCUGUCCAGGCAUGGCUUAACAAUGCUCAGUGGUUACAUCCUGCCAUCAGCUUAGCUUUGAGAGAUGAAAGUCGAUUGAUUAGUGAACGGAUGAAAUACCUUCUAUACGAGGUCCCUGUUAGGGUUGCUGGAGGAUUGUUAUUUGAACUCUUGGGACAGUCAGCUGGUGAUCCAUUAGUGGACGAGGAUGACAUCCCCAUUGUACUCCGAUCUUGGCAAGCACAGAACUUCCUAAUAACUGUGCAGCACAUAAAAGGUCACGUGUCAAGUAUAAACGUUUUGGGUAUCGCAGAGGUUCAGGAACUUCUUUUUGCUGGAGGUUCUUACACCCCAAGAACAGUGCAUGAGGUCAUAGCACAUUUGGCUUGUCGGCUUUCUAGAUGGGAUGAUAGGUUAUUUCGUAAGUCCAUAUUUGGUGCAGCAGAUGAGAUCGAACUGAAGUUUAUGAACCGGAGAAACCAUGAAGAUAUGAAUCUUUUUGCUAUCAUUUUGAACCAAGAAAUCAGAAAAUUAUCGAGACAGGUUAUCAGAGUAAAAUGGUCUCUCCAUGCAAGAGAGGAAAUUGUGUUUGAGCUUCUCCAACAUUUAAGGGGAAAUGCAGCAAGAACCCUGCUAGAAGGAAUAAAGAAAAGCACAAGGGCCAUGAUUGAGGAGCAAGAAGCAGUCCGUGGUCGUUUGUUUACCAUCCAAGAUGUUAUGCAAAGUACUGUUCGUGCAUGGCUGCAGGACAGAAGCCUUCGAGUAACUCAUAAUUUGGCGGUUUUUGGAGGCUGUGGCCUCGUUCUUUCCAUCAUCACUGGGCUGUUUGGAAUAAACGUUGAUGGGAUCCCUGGAGCAGAGAAUACACCAUAUGCAUUUGGUCUGUUUACAGCAAUCCUUGUCUUCUUGGGAGUGGUGUUGAUUGUCGUUGGUUUACUUUACCUUGGCCUGAAAAAUCCCAUCAGUGAAGAGAAGGUUGAAGUUAGAAAGUUGGAGCUUGAAGAGUUAGUUAAGAUGUUUCAGCACGAGGCAGAGAGCCACGCUCAGGUUCGAAAAAAUCUUUCCCGGCAAAACUUGCCACCCACUGCUGCAGAUAUGCUCCUACAUGAUGCAGAUUAUGUACUCAUUCAGUGAAGAUGGAUCUUAUGAGUGCAUUAUCUGCACCAUCUGAUGGAUUGAUUUAAUGCCUUUUCAUAUAAUAAAGAUCGACUCCAUAUGAUGCACUC
Molecule: messenger RNA, 2038 nt
Organism: Tripterygium wilfordii
Lineage: Eukaryota; Viridiplantae; Streptophyta; Magnoliopsida; Celastrales; Celastraceae
Product: zinc transport protein ZntB-like
Exons: 8
Coding region: 282-1946 (554 amino acids)
Biological process (GO): transmembrane transport; metal ion transport
Cellular component (GO): membrane
Molecular function (GO): metal ion transmembrane transporter activity
Source: RefSeq, a predicted model, not a curated record